AUGCAAUCUAGGACAGUGCUCAAGCCGAAGGCGCCAUCUAGCAAGCUCAACCCAGAUACAGCACGUCGUUCAUUGCCAAGUUUCGCCAGCAGUGAUUAUUAUGUCCGCGGUGUCGGUAGAGGUGGCAUCUUACAAACAAAGCGUCGUACCACCACAUCCUCUGCUCGGCGAGAACCCUCCUCCAAACUUGCACCCGCCAUUCCAUUUUCCAUUGAUGCGGCCCUGAAGGGCACCCUGUCGGCUUACGCAUCUUCCUCGCCAGCAUCUGCUCCAGCCUCGUCAGCCCUUAUUUUGGACGAAUCUGAGAUGGAAGCAUCGUGGUUCUUCAGCAUCCAUGAAGAUACACCUGAACAAGAGAUUACCAAUCUGCUCCAACACAGUACAUGCGUUCUGGAUAUCAGCAGCGAUGAAGAAUCAGAACAGAAGGCUCGGCAUGCGAAAGCGGAGGGUAGGGAUAAAGAGAACAUCCCUCCAGCCAAUGACGCCAGUCAAACAAGUCGGUCACGGUUGGAAGCAACAGACAGUAUGCUUGUGGACAAGACACGCAACCCGCUAUCGCAAUUGAACGCUGCAGAUUUCUACGAAGCGGGUUGCGAUGAGACAUCCAUUGUGCUCGUCUCGUGCGACGACUUGGAAGAGGACGGAUCUGGGGACAAGCUGUCGCGACCUGUCAAGUCAUCCGCGGAAACUGUGACUACGGAACCUACUUCGAUUCCUAUAACCGAUGAGCCCACGGCCGGAUCAGUUGAUGCAUCGGUAGAAGAACUUAUGGCUUGUCGGGGGGGACCAGAAGCAGUCGUCACCGUUGUUAAAUCAAUUGACGGAACAUGCCAGAAUUUCGAUGUGUGGGAAAGCGGAAGCUCCAGGGAGGAGAAUUUGUCGCCUGCACCACCGCUGUUAAGUGAAGACCUCGUACUGUUUCUCGAUCUGGACGAAGAGCAAGCCAAGAAGCGAGGUGGCUGGGGAGACGAGCUCUACGAGAAGGCGGAAAUGCAGCGUAGGGUGAAAGACCUCUUCUGGGGACUGAGUUUUGGCCGCAUAGAUGUCAAGGGUGCGGUGAAGGCCGGCGAAGAUCACGCAGAUUUUGCAGUGGGAUUGACAUUCAGACAGGAAGAAGAAGAUUUAUCGGUUGUUGACGCAUCGGCAAGUGCCCAUGACGUCGCGGACGCGAUUUGGAAAAUUGUACACCCUCGUAUUUCGGCCGUUGAUAGAGGCGAAGCUGGUAAAGUCGUUAGACGGGUUUCAUGA
This is a messenger RNA of Grosmannia clavigera kw1407, 1248 nucleotides long. Its product is annotated as thymidylate kinase. The record is from RefSeq and is a predicted model, not a curated record. The transcript is spliced from 2 exons. The coding region runs from base 1 to 1248 and encodes 415 amino acids. Gene Ontology annotation, cellular component: cytosol; cytoplasm; nucleus. Gene Ontology annotation, molecular function: dTMP kinase activity. Lineage: Eukaryota; Fungi; Ascomycota; Sordariomycetes; Ophiostomatales; Ophiostomataceae. Gene Ontology annotation, biological process: dUDP biosynthetic process; dTTP biosynthetic process; dTDP biosynthetic process.